UGUCCACAGUAGAACCACAUUUCUACAAAAGUUGAAAUAACAACUAAAUUAGUUUAAAUAUUAGAAUUUAUAAUCGAGCUUAAAAAUCAGGAAUAAUUUAAACUGGAGGCGAGGAUCUACAAGGUAUCCGAGGAAAACCACGUAUAAUGACAAGCCCGUCGAGGGAUAUUAACGAUCUAUUCGACGACAUUGUCCUGACCGAGGAAAAGGAAGCCCGUUUGGGAUACGAAGAGGGACUGAAGGACGGCCAGGAGCAGGGUAACGAGGAGGGCUACAAAUUGGGCUACGCCCAGGGAGUAUCCCUAGGCGAGGAGCUGGGCAAGAUCCUGGGUCAGGUGGUGGCCCAGCAGCAACUGAAGCACACGGACAAGGUGCGUCGCAGUCUAGAACAGCUGCGCUCGCUCGUCGAAGAGUUUCCCCGCACCAACGAUCCGCAGGCGGAUAUAGUGGGAGCUGUGCAGGACAUCCGGUCUUCCCAUCGUCGUCUUCGCGCUUUGUUGGGAUCCAAGAAAACCCCUGGAGCAGCAGCCUCAGAACCACCUUCUGUAGAGCACAAGGACUACAGCUUCUAGCAUUAUGUCAAAAGUGGGAGUCACCCAGCUGCAGA
Messenger RNA from Drosophila subpulchrella, 607 nucleotides. Its product is annotated as protein LTO1 homolog. Bases 147 to 572 code for a protein of 141 amino acids. The record is from RefSeq and is a predicted model, not a curated record. NCBI's taxonomy places the organism in Eukaryota, Metazoa, Arthropoda, Insecta, Diptera, Drosophilidae. The transcript has a single exon.